Messenger RNA from Rotaria sp. Silwood1, 537 nucleotides. NCBI's taxonomy places the organism in Eukaryota, Metazoa, Rotifera, Eurotatoria, Philodinida, Philodinidae. The record is from the annotation of a GenBank genome assembly.
AUGGCAUCUUCAAUUAACAAUUAUAUUCAUAAAUUUGAAGAUAUAAUUAAAGGAUAUGUAUAUGAAGGUCCACUUACACCAUUCUGGAGUCUUCUUGAACAAAAGACUAAACUUAAACGUGAACGUAUUGCUUUAGGUUUACUUGGUUUUAUUGCUAUCUAUUUGGUUCUUGGUUGGGCUAAAGAUUUUGUUUGUAAUUUUAUUGGAUUUAUUUAUCCCGCAUAUGCUUCAGUUUUAGCUGUUGAAUCAACAGUCACACAUGAUGAUACAGAAUGGUUGAUCUAUUGGAUUGUUUAUGCAUCAUUUGGAUUUGCUGAGUAUAUUGGAUAUGCAUUUUUUCAUUCAUUACCAUUUUAUUGGCUUGGUAAAUGUGCUUUUCUUAUAUGGUUAAUGAUUCCAGGAGAAAAAGGUGGUUCUUAUAUUCUAUAUCAUCGUUUUAUCCGUCCAUUUGUACUUAAGCAUCAUCCUGUUAUUGAUAAACAUAUUCAAGAUGCUAAAGAGCAAAUCAAGAAAUAUUCCAGCAAUGGUAAUAAAUAG